This is a messenger RNA of Pelobates cultripes (western spadefoot toad), 222 nucleotides long. Lineage: Eukaryota; Metazoa; Chordata; Amphibia; Anura; Pelobatidae. The record is from the annotation of a GenBank genome assembly.
AUGGGGCUACCCCACAAAACUCCUCGUGUGGAGAAACGGAGAAUUCAACCCCCUGACCACAUCGGCGGACGGAUUGAAGGCAAUACGAACAUGGGGCCUACAACUCUCCCAAGCAGGACGUCAAUCACCCUUAUCCUCACCUACCAAACUGACCCAGGACUGGAAAAAAGCUUUAAGACUGAGACUGAGCGCUGCCUUCUCUCCAACCCCGAUGCAUACUAA